GCGAAGAGUGCCAGAGAACAAUAUGAAAAAUUAUCUAACAUGCACAACAACAUGAUUAAGUUAUAUGACAGUUUGGGAGAUUACUUCUGUUUCGAUUCCAAGGCUGUGUGCAUUGAGGACUUUUUCGUAGAUCUGAGCACAUUCAGAACACUGUUCUUGGAGGCACUGAGGGAAAACAACAAGAGAAGAGAGAUGGAGGAGAAGAUUAAGAGAGCCAAACUGGCUAAAGAAAAAGCAGAACGCGAGAGGCUGGAGCGGCAGCAGAAGAAGAAACAAUUGAUUGACAUGAAUAAAG
Molecule: messenger RNA, 295 nt
Organism: Euleptes europaea (tarantolino)
Lineage: Eukaryota; Metazoa; Chordata; Lepidosauria; Squamata; Sphaerodactylidae
Product: protein diaphanous homolog 2-like
Exons: 2
Biological process (GO): actin filament polymerization
Cellular component (GO): actin filament; cytoplasm
Molecular function (GO): actin binding; microtubule binding
Source: RefSeq, a predicted model, not a curated record